AUGAGCAAUACGCUGCAGUGGAACUCGUUUGACAAUCUGGGCCUCGCGUUUGGCCGCGAUGUGCUCGAGCACCGCAUUCGCCUGAUGGGACUGGUCGCAGUGGCCAUCCAGCGCGUCUACCGCAAGCACCGCAGCUGCAGCAUGAUGGGCGCCCCGGCAGCGACAGCCGUCGAUCGCAAGGUGCGCGCGCGCGAGCUCGCCCAGGCAAUCGGGACACUCGAGUACCGCACGGGCAAGCCGCUCGCGCUGCGCCAGGUCGCGCGAUGGCUGCGUAACACGUACCAGCCUGCACACCUCGCAGCCCAGCUCCCGGGCGGCGCGCUCGAGUUCCGCGGCUACGAGAAGAUUGACGGUACAAAUUUGGGCUGCGCGGAUGACGGUGAGCUGUACGGCCGCCGUCUCCAGGUCUCUGGCAAGUCCUACCAGAAGGCUUCCCUGAAGUGCAUGGAGCCCAUCCGCGCUUGUGUCGCGGACGUCAAGCGCGCCCUCGCCGAGAUUAUUGCCGCCGAGCCAAAGCCUGGCACGGUCGCAGUCCCUGCCCGCCUCAUUCCGGACGCCUACGCGUCUGAGCUGAAUGAUGGCAAUGAUGAGGACAAGGACGAGGAGGAGGAUGCUGGCGAUGGUGGCGCUUCCGCUGCUGCUGCUGCUGCCGCCGCUUCUGGCGCUGCUGCCGAGAAUGCCGACAACCAGAACAUUGCCAUCGAUUUUGCCAAUGUCGACGACAUUCUGAAGCGCGUUCAAGUCCGACUGUACGGCGAGCUCGGUGUGCCAGGAAACGACACCAAGUUUGGCUACAACACGCGCCCCAUUGCCAACCACUGGUACUGCUUUGGCAUUGUGUUCCACGCUUUUGGGUCGUGA
Molecule: messenger RNA, 861 nt
Organism: Capsaspora owczarzaki ATCC 30864
Lineage: Eukaryota; Filasterea; Ministeriida; Capsasporidae
Exons: 2
Coding region: 1-861 (286 amino acids)
Source: RefSeq, a predicted model, not a curated record